This is a messenger RNA of Hydra vulgaris (swiftwater hydra), 972 nucleotides long. Its product is annotated as myotilin. Lineage: Eukaryota; Metazoa; Cnidaria; Hydrozoa; Anthoathecata; Hydridae. The record is from RefSeq and is a predicted model, not a curated record.
CUUAAGCAUAAGAGCACAAACUUAGAAAUGUGAUUAUAAUCGCUAGAAACGUUUAACAUUCUAAACGUUUAAACACUCUAAAAACAUAAUUAUUUAGAAUCGAUUUACUUAUAUUUGAUGUUUACAGUGACUAGAAGUAAUUUAUACUAACCUCAAUUAAAGAUGAUAAAAUUAAUGACUGAUAGUCGUGAACUUACUAGCUAUCUUGCAUCCUACUAUGCUUUAACCAAAGUGGAGCAUUACACCGAUAAUAAUCGGCAAAAACAACAAGCUAGAAAAAAUACAUCUAAAUGGAAACGGGAGCAUUUGAAUCCGAGAAUAGUUGAAAAUGAAGUUGAGGAUGAUGAUGAAGCAGAGGAGGAUUUUAGUUAUUUUUCUAAAGCUUAUUUACAACCAAGAUUUUUAACUCAGUUACCACGUAAUUUAUCAAAAACAUUAGGUGAAAAGCUUGAAGUGGUUUGCUUAACAAGCGUUUUGUUUCCGACUGAGAUUGAUUGGUAUUUAAAUGGCAUAGUACUUUCUAACUCGGCAGACGGUAGAAUAGUUAUAGAGAACAACGCUAGGCAACUAACAUUUGUAUUUGUUAAAAAGACUGAUAGUGGAAAACUAGUUUGCAUUGCUAAAAAUAAAUUUGGAACUGAUAUUUCAAUGUGCAAUAUUUUGGUUAAAGAGCUGAAAUAGAUUCUCAAAUUUUAUUGAAAAACUUUUCCGACGCAACAUAUAUCAAACAAGAAAUUCGUGCGCGAAUAAAAUGUUAACUGAUAGGGUACUAUCAAAUUUCGUACCGUUGUUUCGAUAUCAGAAAAUUAAGCAUUUUCCGACUGCAAGUAAAAAUGUUUUACUUGUUUUGACAAAAACAUGUUACAUUACAAAAUAAUUUUCCGCAAGAAAAAUUGGUUUUGGCUAAAUUCCAAAUACUUAAAUUAUAUUACUCAUAAAUAUUUAUGAAAAAAAAAUAUUUUUGCGGUUAAA